Messenger RNA from Onthophagus taurus, 1381 nucleotides. NCBI's taxonomy places the organism in Eukaryota, Metazoa, Arthropoda, Insecta, Coleoptera, Scarabaeidae. The record is from RefSeq and is a predicted model, not a curated record.
AUUGGAUAAUCUUUUAAAAAUAAUUUGUAUUAUAAUCUUCACGUAUAAUUUUAUUUGUACUUUUUAUUUAAGAGAGAAACUUGUAAGUAUCUACAAGGAACUCGAAGAUUUUGGUAUUUUUGGUAAACCACCAAAAGCUGAAAAAUUGAGUAAAUUAAUGGAUGUUAUCACUAUAGUGCUUUUCUUAUAUUGUACGAUAGUUGGGAUAUGUUACGCUUCGUUUCCUUUGAUUAAUAUUCGUAGUUGCAUUCAUUAUAAGAAAAUAAAUAAUUCUACAAUCUUGUGCGGAUUUGCGACUAAUAUGAAAUUUCCGUAUGAUAUUGAUGUAGGUUGGCUUUAUUAUUUACAUCUUUUUAUUCAAUUUUAUUGCGGGACUACGGUGACUGCGAAAGGAGUACUUUUCUUUGGAAUAGUUGUGGGGACCCAGGAAUUGAUUAUUUUGCAGUUUAGCCAUUUAAUUUCUAAGCUAAAGAAUGUUUAUUGCGAUAAUGAUUUUUUUAAUCAAAAAGAAAGGUUGCGGCAUUGUAUUAUGUACCACAUUCGUAUAAUAAAUUUGUCAGAUGAACUCAACAAUUCAAUAGCCUUAUUAACCAUGCCUUGUUUAGUAACUUACAACAUCAUUAUUGGCACCAGUCUGUUGGUAGUUUUAAACGUGCCAACUCCUUUUUCUUUUAUGAAUACCGUCGGUUGGAUUGUUUCAUUAUUCAUUGGUUGUAUAAGCGGAGAAAGAAUUAUAAGGGCGAGUACAGCAGUCGGCGGCGUGGCUUAUGAUUUAAAAUGGUACGCUGACGUUCGAUUGAGAAAAGACCUUCAAUUAAUGAUUCUUCGAUCGCAAAAACCCGUUAGAUUACAAUGCGGCGAACUUGGAGAGUUAUCUUUUAUUGCAUUUAAAAAGAUUAUGCAAGGGGCUUAUACUUUGGCUACUAUGAAAUCUGGUAUUGGACGUUAGUAAUAAAUUAAAAAUGUAAAAAAUUGUAUUAAAUUCACAAAAAUUUAUCACACUCGUAAUGGUAGAAUAAAAAUUCGAAUUGGCACAUAAAAAUGUCCACUAAUUUUAUUCCUAUUUUAAAUAUUUUUUGUUUCAAAACAACUUUUUUAUUAAAUAAAAUAAGUAAUUUGUAAUUUUUGACAUUCUUGGUAAUCAAGUUGAAUAUAUUUCCUAAUUAAGCCGAGGUUGCUAGCGAGCGAGGCGCUACGUCGAUACCAUUUUGAUAUAAAACUACCUCAUUUUCAAGUAUAUACAGAGGUCCCAUAUCUUCCGGAUCAGAGCAUUAUAUGAUUCAAAGUCGUUCAAUAGCAGAUCGUAAUUCAGACCCAGGCAAUCGGUCCCACAUUCGGCCGGUUCGCCGUUCACAACUCGUUUCUCACGUAUAUUCACCAA